Molecule: messenger RNA, 1929 nt
Organism: Lachancea sp. 'fantastica'
Lineage: Eukaryota; Fungi; Ascomycota; Saccharomycetes; Saccharomycetales; Saccharomycetaceae
Source: the annotation of a GenBank genome assembly
AUGAUUCAUAAGAGUCCCACUCGAAGACCUAUGCCGAGACCCUCUUACCAGCAAAUUCCACAGAGUCCAGUAAUACGCAGCGGAAAACCAGUGAAGCGAAAAAACUCGACAACGCCAUUGUCUACGCCAAUAUCAGUGUCAUCGACGUCGUUGAGGAAUCGACAUGCUUCACCUACUCAAUCGCCGAUGGUUUCUUCUCCGACUCGAACAAGCUCAGGCUCGAGCAGUCGUGGGAAGACGUCAGAUGGAAUGGUGAACUUGGACUCUAUUUGGCAGAAUGGAGCCUCCCAACAAUAUCGUGGCACGAUAUCUGUAUCAAUUCGUGUGAAACCGUCAGAGUCGAGAUUUAAAAAUCCAUGGAGAAUUGGUCAAAAUCACACAAUAUCGCAUGAGGACCAUGGUGAGUUCAAAUUCGACAAUGUUUUUCAGCCUGAAUCCAGCAACACAGAGGUUUACGAAGGCAUUGGGAAACCGCUAAUAGAUCGGUUAUUCGAAGGUUAUAAUGGCAUAGUCUUUGCUUAUGGAAUGACAGAAUCGGGCAAAACCUACACUAUGAGUGGAACAGCAGAGGAAGCGGGACUUAUACUGCUUUCAGUUCGACAAAUUUACGACCGCAUCAACAAUGAGCAACAAGACAAUACUUUACUGUCAGUUAAAGUCUCAUAUUUGGAAAUUUACAAUGAAAAAAUCUAUGAUCUUCUCAACUACCCAGACCAUAGAACCGGGUCAUCCACAUUUGCUCCAAGAACGUCUCAAGCAUCAUGUGCAGCCGAGCUGCAAAUAAGAGACGAUUCCAAGAACGGUGUGCGAGUUGUGGGUCUUACAGAGCAGAGUGUUCAUACCACAGAGGAACUGAUGAGAUUCAUUUCCGUCGGGAACAGCAACCGUCGAACUGGUGAAACCGACUAUAACGCGAGAAGCUCGCGAUCACAUACAAUUGUAUCCAUCACCCUUACGCGCACUAACGUGCUAGAUGGUACAGAAACCAGUAGCACGCUUUCUUUGUGUGAUUUGGCUGGUUCUGAAAAAGCUGCCGGUCAGCAAGAAAGACGUAAAGAAGGUGCAUUUAUCAACAAAUCGCUUUUGGCAUUGGGGACUGUUAUUUCAAAACUUAGCGCCGGUUGCACACACCCGAACUCGAGCUUUGGGACCAGUCAUAUUCCAUAUCGAGACUCAAAACUGACACGUAUAUUGCAACCUGCGUUGUCCGGGGAGAGCAUCGUCACAACUAUUUGCACUAUCGAUACCAAGUUGGAUUCCGUACCCGAGACGGUCAAUACUAUUCGUUUCGCAACGCGAGCCAAAGACGUUUCGAUGACGGUACGAAGAAACGAAGCGGAGUCCAAUACUGCUAAAGACAAGCUUGUCAACAGUCUGAAGCGACAAAUUGAUGAACAACAGGAGAUUAUAUGGGAAUUGCGGCAACAGUCGAGCGGCAUAAACGACAAUCCCACGGCGACAGCACAUCUAAUGAGAUGGGAAUAUCAGACAAUGAAAGCGAAGCUGCAACACUGUGAGAGGUUACUAGAUAAAGAUGAUACACCUGUCCAGGACGAAAAUUUCUUGGAGAUUGUGGAAAUGUUGCCUCCUGCAAUUGGGGCUGUACUUGAGACUAAGAUCCAGGGCCUGGAAUCAAAACUGCGUGAGCAUCAAGCUUACAACGCAGUUUUGGAGCGCAAAUUGAAGAAGGUCGAGCAACAGCUUGCCGGGGAAGAGAAGGAAGAGGAGAGCGUUGUUGUGCAAGCUGAAGGUCCUUCACAGCAGUUGUUGAAAGAGCAAGAGGAGGAAAUUCACGAUUUGCGUCGGGCUUUAACUCGCAAGAAUAAGAUGUUGGAAGCGUUACAGAGUGCGAAACGUCUGCGUGAAGGGGCGUUGAGACCACUCAACUACGAAAACCGGAAACUCGAGGAUUCGACCGGGAGGAAGUAG